ACGACGUCUCCCAUUGACCACCACCUCUUGCGACAUCGUCGAAUUUUACGGAGACUUGGUGUGGCUACUCUGUGCUGACAUCAUCCGAAGGGAGAACGAAAUGUCGAGUAAGCGAGCAGCAGAAGGCUUUGCAGACGUGUCGCAACCUGCAAAGAGGUCCAAGAAGGGUCAGGAUAACGACGAGUAUGUCGAUGUUGACAACCUUGAAGCCGUCGAGAUGGAGUCUCCUCCUGAAACAUCACUUGUUCCCCGUGGCGCCACCAUCAACUUCACUGCCCUCACUCGCAAGUUGGCGGAUGCAAGACGUGAGAGGGAGAUUGCGGAGGGAAAGGACGAGUCGACUUUGAGUAUCCAUAGAAGACAGCAGGAUGCCCUUGUCUCGCAUAUUUUCCAGGACCAUGACUUCGCUUGGCUGCAUCUCAAGCCUGACCACGCUUCGCGCCCGCUCUGGAUCAGCCCCGAAGAUGGUCACAUCAUCCUAGAGGCGUUUUCCCCCAUUGCGGAGCAAGCACAAGAUUUCCUUGUCGCCAUUGCUGAGCCGGUCAGCAGACCCGCGUUCAUCCACGAAUACAAGCUCACUUCCUACUCGCUAUACGCCGCUGUUUCUGUGGGAUUACAGACGGAGGACAUCAUAGAAGUGCUGAAUCGUCUUUCCAAGGUACCCGUGCCCGAGAGUCUCGACAGUUUCAUCCGGGAAAGGACCCUGUCGUAUGGCAAGGUCAAGCUUGUCCUGAAGCAUAACAAGUACUUCGUCGAGUCAAGUCACCCGGAGACGCUGCAGUUUUUGCUAAAAGAUAGGGUUAUACGGGAGGCCCGCGUCCACUCUGCACCCGUGGACAACAGCAUCCGUGCUGCGACCUUCACCACCUCAAAAGCCCCUGUUAAAGGCAACCUCGUGAUUCCCGGCACUAAGGAGGCAGAGAAGAAGAAAGAAGAGCUGGCGAAUGGCAAGGGGGCUGGUGGGAAAACCGACGCAGAGCUUUUCACUUCUGUUGUCGGUGUUGAACAUGAUGAGGUGGAAGAGGAUGAUGAUAACGUUCACGCCUUUGAGAUUGAUGAUGCAAAGAUAGACGAGGUCAAGAAGCGAUGCAAUGACCUGGAAUACCCUAUGCUAGAAGAGUACGACUUCCGCAACGAUACCGUCAAUGCCAACCUAGAGAUCGAUCUCAAGCCAUCUACUGUCAUUCGUCCGUACCAGGAGACUAGUCUCAGUAAGAUGUUUGGAAACGGACGCGCGCGGUCUGGCAUCAUCGUUCUCCCUUGUGGUGCCGGCAAGACGCUAGUCGGAAUUACCGCGGCUUGCACGAUCAAGAAAUCGUGCCUCGUCCUUUGUACAUCAUCGGUUUCAGUCAUGCAGUGGCGCCAACAAUUCAUGCAGUGGUCAAAUAUCACCGACAAGCAAAUUGCCGUCUUCACAGCCGAUCAGAAGGAGAAGUUCGCUGGGGACAGUGGCAUCGUUGUCUCUACUUACUCCAUGGUGGCUAACACCGGCAACCGUUCUCAUGAGUCGAAAAAGAUGAUGGAGUUCCUCACGUCGCGCGAGUGGGGUUUCAUCCUCCUCGAUGAGGUGCAUGUCGUACCCGCCGUCAUGUUCCGACGGGUGGUUUCGACCAUUAAGGCGCACUCCAAGUUGGGGCUGACAGCAACACUGGUUCGUGAGGACGAUAAGAUUGCCGACCUUAACUACAUGAUUGGUCCGAAGCUGUAUGAGGCAAAUUGGAUGGAGCUGGCAGCGAAGGGGCAUAUUGCCAAUGUUCAGUGUGCGGAGGUUUGGUGCCCUAUGACCCCCGAAUUCUACCGUGAAUACCUGCGGGAACAGUCGCGCAAACGCAUGCUUCUGUAUUGCAUGAACCCUAGGAAGUUUCAGGCGUGCCAGUUCCUCAUCAAGUACCAUGAGGACAGAGGGGACAAAAUCAUUGUCUUUUCGGAUAACGUGUUUGCUCUCGAGGCGUACGCGAAAAAGCUCGGGAAGCUCUAUAUUCAUGGGGGUACGGGGCAGACCGAGCGGAUGCGAAUCCUUCAACACUUCCAGCACAGUCCUGAAGUGAACACGAUUUUCCUAUCAAAGGUCGGCGACACCUCGAUCGACUUACCCGAGGCGACCUGUCUCAUACAAAUCUCCUCGCACUUCGGCUCCCGUAGGCAGGAAGCGCAGCGGCUUGGGCGCAUUUUGCGUGCGAAGAGGCGUAACGACGAGGGGUUCAACGCCUUCUUCUAUUCUCUUGUCUCCAAGGACACCCAGGAGAUGUUCUACAGCACCAAGCGGCAACAAUUCCUGAUCGACCAAGGUUACGCCUUCAAGGUCAUCACUCAUCUCGACGGCCUUGACGACCUGCCGGGGCUCGUCUACAAGUCGCGCGACGAGCAGAUUGAAUUGCUGUCCUCGGUACUUCUCGCCAACGAGAGCGAAGCUGAACUCGGAACAGACGUUGUCGCCAGUGAGGGAGACCUCAAGGGCACCGUCACAUCCAAGGACUUCGGGACGCCGUCGAAGGCUCCUACCGUGCAGCGUACCACAGGCUCACUCACCGCGCUCAGCGGGGCCCAACACAUGUCGUACGUGGAGCAGAACAAGUCAGCCAACAGAAAGCUCGCGCGUGAAGUUGCUCCCCGCCACAAGUUGUUCGCUAAGCGUGACAAGGAUGUGGCUGCUGCGCGGAAGGAGGCUAGGACCGCCUCCAAGGGUUGAUGUUCGUGUGGUAUGCCGACACGUUCGGUGAUAAAUCUGUCUUGACGGUCAUCGGGUGGUGCUCCUUCCGUUCGUUGUUCAAGGACCUUGAGUGAUAGCUCCCUGUACUUUAUUGUAUUCGUAGUAAUGUUACGGACUCCUGUAAUCUCACCACCC
Dichomitus squalens LYAD-421 SS1 is the source of this 2845-nucleotide messenger RNA. RefSeq names its product DNA helicase. The transcript has 15 exons. NCBI's taxonomy places the organism in Eukaryota, Fungi, Basidiomycota, Agaricomycetes, Polyporales, Polyporaceae. Gene Ontology annotation, molecular function: ATP binding; DNA binding; hydrolase activity. The record is from RefSeq and is a predicted model, not a curated record. Gene Ontology annotation, biological process: transcription initiation at RNA polymerase II promoter; nucleotide-excision repair. Gene Ontology annotation, cellular component: nucleotide-excision repair factor 3 complex; transcription preinitiation complex; transcription factor TFIIH holo complex. The coding region runs from base 101 to 2689 and encodes 862 amino acids.